This is a messenger RNA of Ornithodoros turicata, 1937 nucleotides long. It is a transcript of the gene Cwc25, whose product is annotated as pre-mRNA-splicing factor CWC25 homolog. The coding region runs from base 156 to 1739 and encodes 527 amino acids. The transcript is spliced from 9 exons. NCBI's taxonomy places the organism in Eukaryota, Metazoa, Arthropoda, Arachnida, Ixodida, Argasidae. Gene Ontology annotation, biological process: mRNA splicing, via spliceosome. The record is from RefSeq and is a predicted model, not a curated record. Gene Ontology annotation, cellular component: U2-type spliceosomal complex.
UAGCGCUACUUUGUUUUUGUUCUCCCGAUUAAGUCUGUGUGUUCUGGCGCAGAAUUCCUGUUCAUCGUGUAAUGUGCGUUAACGUAGCCACUGCAGUGCCAGAUGCUUAAUUUUUCAAUUCGGUUAUUUUUGACAACAAUUUUUAAAGCGCAGAAAUGGGCGGUGGGGAUCUAAACUUGAAAAAAUCAUGGCACCCUUCGACUUUGAGGAACAUCGAACGGGUAUGGAAGGCGGAACAGGUCCGCGACAUGGAGAAAUCCAAAAUCGAGCAACUCCAAAAGGAGCUUAUGGAAGAGAGGAGCAAACAAGAAAUGCGACAAUUUGCGGAGGACACGGGUGUCGUCAAAAAGAGACAGGAUCGGCUAGACUGGAUGUACCAAGGAGUAGCGGGACUUGUAGACCGCGACCAGUAUUUGAUGGGACGGAAAGUUGACAAGAACUUCGAAAUUUUACAACAAGAGGAAGAAGGCAUUGAACAACAAGACGAAGAUCAGCUGCCUGGAGCAGUCUUUGCUGCAAGUUCUGCAAAUGCUGUGGUGGAUCUUGGCAACAAGAUCAGGGAGGACCCGUUAUUUGAAAUAAAAAAGCAAGAGAUGAAAACAAAGAAGACUUUAUUGAGCAAUCCUGUUAAAAUGAAGUAUCUCAGAGAAAUGCUUGAAGAAUCCUUGAAAAGUAAGAAGAAGAACAAGAAGAAAAAGCAUAAGAAGAAGAAAGACAAAAGCGACGACAGCUUUUCAGAUAGUGACAAAGAAAUGAAAAUCACCAAUGAAAAACAUCGCCACAAGCAUAAACAUCAUAGUCACGAAGAAGAAGCCUCUACCUCAAAUCAUUCAAAGCAUCACAGGACAGACCGUGAAAAUCGUCAGGAGAACCACCACAGGUACGACGAGAGGAAUGAAGGCAGGAAUGGAAGAGAACACAAGUGCGCUUCUCGUGAAGAAAGGGGCAAGCACCGUGCACGAGACUCUCACAAGCUCACGCACACCAGAGAGGGGAAACACCCUGAAAGGGGACAAGAGUCCAGAGAUGAGCGACUGAGGACCUCCCCUUCACAGCAUAACUAUCUUCCACACAGCUAUCACCACAAGGAGCGUAGGGCUAAGAGAAGACAUGACAGCGAAUCGGAUGAUGAUGAGAGAGAGAGCAGAAAGAAAGCCUCCAAACCACCAGGACGUAAGCCUACGAGACACAACUCAAGUUCAAGCGAUGAAAGCACGCACGAACCAUCCAGAACACAAGCACGCAGAAGCCAGAAGGACCAGGUAGACUCAAGCUCGGAUGAUGAACCACAAGAACGGAAUGACACAGUCAGGAGAUACCGUAGCAUGACUGACACGAAUGGCGCACCCAAGUUUGGCCUCAUAAAACGUGGCAGUCCUCCAAGGAAGGUUACUCCUAAACCUCCUCAAAGGGACCUGCCAGCAAAAAAGGAAGAAAAGAAAACGCCAGUAGCGCACAAACGUCGUGCCUUGACUGAAGAAGAGAAAGAGGAGGCACGGAGACAGAUGCUGGAAAAUGCGCAGUGGCGGGAAGGGCAACGGAAAACAAUUGUGGAUCGAUACCGUAAGGACGAAGAAAACGAAGAGAUAAUGCACAAGCAAGGUGGCAAAGGUGGCUUCAUACGGCCUAUGUUGUCUAAAGCUGCUGAAACCGGCACCGUGGAAUCCCGCAUCAAGCAGAAGAUGCACACCGUACAGCGGAACAGAGAUGCUAUGGACCGUAACUUUGCAAGAAAGUGAACAGUCACCAUCCAACAAUCAACUAUGUCAAUCGGAGGUUUUAAUGUAUACUGUACAUCACUCUAUUGUAACAACAGUAUGUACAACGGUUAGUCUCUGUACACAUUUAGAGUCGUCCAUUUUACAAAAGCAGGUCCGCAUAUGUAUGCUGACAUAAAACCUAGCAUUAAAUACCUACGGACACCAACACAAAAGCAA